GCGCCGCUAGGGGCGGCAGCCGGGCCCCGCAUCGCCCCGCGCCGCUCGGCUCAGGCGGGGGAGGCGGCGGGGCGAUGCGGAGCCCCCUUCCGUGACUCCGGCUCUCCGCCAUGCCAUGGGUUAGGCGGACUCCAUCCCGCAGCCGAGAGGGCACCAGCCAAGCGAGGCGGCGGCAGGAAGCGGCGCGGCCCGGCCGAGGAGCGGCGGCGGGAGGCGGCGGCGGCGGGAGGCGGGCGCGGCGCCCCGCGGCCCCUUCCAUGAACGGCGGCGAGGAAUUAUGAGCCGCGGCCGGCGGCCGGGACUGGCGCUCGCCCGCUGGGGCUUCCCCCGCUGCGCGCCCCGGGGCGCCGGGGCUCCGCUCCCGCACGGCACCCGCCUCGCCUCCCCCGGCAGCCGCUGCCCCCGUCUCCUGACCCCCCGCCGCUGGCUCCGUCCCCCCUGUCCCCGCCGGGCGCUCGGGGCUGCGAUAAUCUCGCUCGCACCCAAACCACAGCUCUCCCGCCGCUAAUCCUGCCCUCUCCUCUCUCCCUCCCUACCCCGCCCCCGGCCCUUCCUCUCUCGGCGCUGCCCUUUCCCCUCCCCAUUCCCCCUGCUCGCCCCCCGGGGCCCCUCCGUCCCCGUCCCCCCGCUGCCGCCGGCGGCCGGGCGGGUGGGUGCGAGGUCGGGGCUGACGGGCACCCCGCCCCUCCCCGGCGGGGCCGUCAUUAGGCUGCCGGUUGAUUACAGGGUAUUGAUUUGUAUGUGCUUCUCCCGGCGCCGGCCGCUCCCGCUGGUGCUGCCGGAGUUCGGGCAGCGCUUCCCGUAGCGGCGGCAGCUCCCACCAAACAUGUCGGCUCCCGCCGGGCCCCGGAGCGGCCCCGCCGCUCCUCAGCCGCCUCCGGCCCCGCAGCCCGAGAUGCCGGACCUUAGCCACCUCACGGAGGAAGAGCGGAAGAUCAUCCUGGCCGUCAUGGACCGCCAGAAGAAGGAAGAGGAGAAGGAGCAAUCCGUGCUCAAGGUCAAAGAAGAGCAAAAACCACAGUCGACACAGUGGUUUCCCUUUAGUGGGAUCACUGAGCUGGUAAAUAACGUUCUCCAACCACAGCAAAAACAGCAAAAUGAAAAGGAGCCCCAGACAAAAUUACAUCAGCAGUUUGAAAUGUAUAAGGAACAAGUGAAGAAGAUGGGUGAAGAAUCACAGCAGCAGCAGGAGCAGAAGGGUGAUGCCCCAACCUGUGGCAUCUGCCACAAAACAAAAUUUGCUGAUGGCUGUGGCCAUAACUGUUCAUAUUGCCAAACUAAAUUCUGUGCGCGCUGUGGAGGAAGAGUGUCUUUACGGUCAAAUAAGGAGGACAAAGUGGUAAUGUGGGUAUGUAACUUGUGCCGAAAACAACAAGAAAUCCUCACAAAAUCAGGAGCCUGGUUCUAUAACAGUGGAUCACAUGCACCACAGCAGCCUGACCAAGAAGGAAUUAGAGCUCUGCGGAACGAGGAAGCACCUCAAGAGAAAAAAGCAAAGCUGCAGGAGCAUCCUCAAUACCAAGGACCACCAGGUGACAUAUCCACACAAGCUUUGGACAAAAACAGAUCUCAAGGGCUCACAAGACAAGACUCAAUUAAGAAUGGUUCAGGAGUAAAGCAUCAAGUAACAAGUGACACAACAUCAGACAGGAAAAGAAGCCCAUCGAUAUCAAGAGAACAGAACAGAAGAUACGACCAAAGGGACGAGCGAGACGAAUAUUCACAGUAUGCUACAUCAGACAGUGCGAUGCCCAGGUCACCAUCAGAUUAUUCAGAUAGACGGUCACAGCGUGGGCCUCAGUUAUAUGAAGAACCUGAACUGGGUGAUUAUAGGGAUUCCAACCGAAGGAGCCACAGACGUUCCAAGGAGUAUCCGGUAGAAGAAGAAGAUGCACAAAACAGGGAAGAAUAUGAAAGGCAGCGGAGAGAAGAGGAAUACCAGGCACGAUACCGAAGUGACCCUAAUUUGGCUCGUUACCCAGUCAAGCCACAACCAUAUGAGGAACAAAUGCGUAUCCAUGCUGAGGUGUCCCGAGCACGUCAUGAACGGAGACAUAGUGAUGUCUCAUUGGCAAAUACUGAGUUGGAAGAUUCUCGGAUGUCUAUGCUCAGGAUGGAACGGCCAUCAAGGCAAAGAUCGGUGUCUGAGCGCAGGGCUGCCAUGGAAAAUCAACGUUCAUACUCUAUGGAAAGAACUCGAGAGGCUCAGGGGCCAAGUCCCAAUCGUCAGAGGACCACAAAUCAUAGCCCUCCUACACCUAGGAGGAGUCCAAUUCCUCUGGAAAGACCAGACAUGAGGCGCUCUGAUUCAUUAAGGAAACAGCACCAUUUGGAUCCCAAUUCUGCUGUACGGAAAACAAAACGUGAAAAAAUGGAGACCAUGUUACGGAAUGAUUCGCUUAGCUCAGACCAGUCUGAAUCUAUCAGACCUCCCCCACCAAAGCCCCAUAAAACAAAAAAGGGAGGUAAAAUGCGCCAGGUUUCAUUAAGUAGCUCAGAAGAAGAAUUGGCCUCCACUCCAGAAUAUACAAGUUGUGAUGAUGUAGAGAUUGAAAGUGAAAGUGUUAGUGAAAAAGGGGACAUGGAUUACAACUGGUUGGACCAUACGUCUUGGCAUAGCAGUGAGGCCUCCCCAAUGUCUUUGCAUCCAGUAACUUGGCAACCAUCCAAAGAUGGAGAUCGUCUCAUUGGUCGGAUUUUGUUAAAUAAGCGACUAAAAGAUGGAAGUGUGCCUAGAGAUUCAGGAGCAAUGCUUGGAUUGAAGGUAGUAGGAGGAAAGAUGACUGAAUCAGGUCGACUCUGCGCAUUUAUCACCAAAGUUAAAAAAGGAAGCUUAGCUGAUACAGUGGGGCAUCUUAGACCAGGUGAUGAAGUGUUAGAAUGGAAUGGAAGGCUACUACAAGGAGCCACUUUUGAGGAGGUAUAUAACAUCAUUUUAGAAUCCAAACCUGAGCCACAAGUGGAGCUUGUAGUUUCAAGACCAAUAGGGGACAUUCCCAGAAUACCCGACAGCACACAUGCACAGCUGGAGUCCAGUUCAAGUUCAUUCGAAUCUCAAAAAAUGGACCGACCUUCUAUUUCAGUGACUUCUCCUAUGAGUCCUGGCAUGUUAAGGGAUGUUCCACAGUUCUUGUCUGGACAACUUUCAAGCCAAAGCCUUAGUAGAAGAACAACGCCUUUUGUUCCUAGGGUUCAGAUAAAACUGUGGUAUGACAAGGUUGGUCAUCAGUUAAUAGUGACAAUACUGGGAGCAAAGGAUCUUCCUUCAAGGGAAGAUGGGAGGCCAAGGAAUCCUUAUGUUAAAAUUUACUUUCUUCCAGACAGAAGUGAUAAAAAUAAAAGAAGAACAAAAACAGUGAAGAAAACAUUGGAACCAAAGUGGAAUCAGACAUUUAUUUAUUCUCCAGUUCAUCGGAGAGAGUUUAGAGAACGAAUGUUAGAAAUCACUCUUUGGGACCAAGCACGAGUUCGAGAGGAAGAAAGUGAAUUUUUAGGAGAGAUUCUUAUUGAGUUAGAAACAGCAUUACUAGAUGAUGAACCUCACUGGUACAAACUCCAAACACAUGAUGUCUCUUCAUUGCCACUUCCCCAUCCCUCACCAUAUUUGCCACGCAGACAACUCCAUGGCGAGAGCCCCACACGGAGGUUACAAAAUAAAGGCUUAUAUUCAUAUAAUUCAGGAUCCAAAAGAAUCAGCGACAGUGAAGUCUCUGAUUAUGACUGUGAUGAUGGAAUUGGUGUUGUUUCAGAUUAUCGACAUAAUGGGAGAGAUCUUCAAAGCUCAACAUUAUCAGUGCCAGAACAAGUUAUGUCAUCUAAUCAUUGUUCUCGAUCAGGGUCCCCUCACCGUGGAGAUAGUAUAGGACGGACUAGAUCGUGGUCUCCCAGUGUCCCUCCCCCACAAAGUCGGAAUGUGGAUCAGGGACCACGAGGGACUCGAUCUACUGCUGCGCAUUACAACACCCUGAACCGAAUGGACAGACACCGAGUCAUAGAUGACCACUACUCCCCAGACAGAGAGAGGAGGACUAGACAGGAAAGAAGAGUGCCUAUUUCAUAUUAUGAUGACACAGCCUAUACUCCUGAAAGGUGGUACAAUGGUGCAAGUUCAUGGGCAGAUCAUGUAGUCAAUGGUUCAGCUGAAAAAUAUGGGAAUUGUGAAGCAGCAGAUAGACAGCCAUAUCAAAGAUCCAGAUCAACAGAGCAACGUCCUAUGCUAGAGCGGACCAACUCCCGCUCCCGAUCCACAGAGCGUCCUGACUCAAACCUCAUCAGGUCGAUGCCUUCAUUAAUGACUGGAAGAUCUGCCCCUCCUUCACCUGCCUUACCGAGGUCACAUCCUCGAUCUGGGUCUGUUCAGACAAGUCCAUCAAGUACUCCGGUAGUAGGGCGAAGGGGCAGGCAGUUACCGCAGCUCCCACCCAAGGGGACGUUGGAGAGAAACAAUGGAGACAAGGAGAUAGAAUCUUAUGAAGAAGAAGCGGAAUCAUCAAGGAGAAGAAACUCAGAAGAAAAGAAAGCAGAUCCAGAGAAUGGGGAUACAGGUGCAAUGGAUGUAGAAGAAAGGAAUCGCCAAAUGAAAAUGAGCAAGUACAAACAGGUAGCAGGAUCAGAUUCCAGGCUGGAACAAGAUUAUCAUUCUAAGUAUCGGUCAGGGCGGGAUCCUCAUCGAGGCUCAGACAAUGUUUCCAAUAAGUCUUCUGACAGCGAUGUCAGCGAUGUCUCCGCUGUGUCACGGACAAGCAGCGCUUCACGUUUCAGCAGCACAAGCUACAUGUCCGUCCAGUCAGAGCGGCCAAGAGGAAACAAGAAAAUAAGAAGGACAAGGGAUAUAGAGGGAAAAAAAGAGGGAGGGCUGGAAGGGGAUGAACAAGAUGAAGUAUUUCCUGAGGAGGAAGAAAAAGUGGAGGAGGAGGAGGAGGCAAAAGCAAAGGAGCAAGAAAUUAAUGAAAAAGGGGAAGGGCAAGAGGUGACAGAAAACUGUGAUAAGGAGGAGAUCAAAGAAUCAGGGCAUGAUGAAAAAGCUCAAGAAGACCAAGCUGAGGAAGGGAAAGAGGAUGACAGCAGACAGAUGGGCGUCUCAGGAAAGAACAUGACUAAGAGCACCAGCAUCAGCGGGGACAUGUACACGCUGGAGAAGAACGAUGGCAGCCAGUCUGACACAGCAGUGGGCACUGUUGGUGGCGGCAGCAAAAAGAGACGGUCCAGCAUCGGUGCGAAGAUGGUCGCCAUAGUGGGUCUCUCAAGAAAAAGUCGCAGCACAUCACAGCUCAGCCAAACUGAAGCAGGGGGCAAGAAGCUGCGGAGCACCGUCCAGAGGAGCACUGAGACAGGGCUGGCCGUAGAGAUGAGGAACUGGAUGACUCGUCAGGCUAGCCGGGAAUCGACAGAUGGGAGCAUGAACAGCUACAGUUCUGAGGGAAAUUUGAUUUUCCCUGGUGUGAGGUUGGCUGCAGAUAGCCAGUUCAGUGAUUUUCUGGAUGGACUUGGUCCCGCCCAGCUUGUAGGACGACAGACUUUGGCAACACCAUCAAUGGGAGAUAUUCAGGUGGGAAUGAUGGACAAGAAAGGACAACUGGAAGUAGAAAUAAUCCGAGCUCGUGGCCUUGUUGUAAAACCAGGUUCAAAGACACUGCCAGCACCAUAUGUAAAGGUGUAUCUAUUAGAAAAUGGAGUCUGCAUAGCCAAAAAGAAGACAAAGGUAGCAAGAAAAACUCUGGAACCACUUUAUCAGCAACUUCUAUCUUUUGAAGAAAGUCCCCAAGGGAAAGUUUUACAGAUAAUUGUUUGGGGAGACUAUGGACGUAUGGAUCACAAAUCCUUUAUGGGAGUGGCACAGAUACUUUUAGAUGAACUGGACCUGUCCAACAUGGUGAUUGGGUGGUUCAAACUUUUUCCUCCUUCUUCCCUAGUAGACCCAACUUUAGCUCCUCUCACUAGAAGAGCUUCCCAAUCAUCUCUUGAAAGUUCAACAGGACCUUCAUAUUCUCGCUCAUAGCAGCUGUGAAACUGUUGUCAUAGCAACCAGCGUUACAAAAAAAUAAAAUUACAGGUCGCAAACCCUGGUAACACUGCAUGCUUAAUGUUGUGUCUUCUGAGCCUGUUUCUAGGGCUGCAACGCGAUCCUGUGUUCUCAAGGAAGUUGCACACAUUGUGCCCUACAGAAGGCCCUCAGGUGAUGGAAUGAAAUCAUGAAGAACUGAUAGGUUUGGAGUUCAGGGACUCAGUUUUGGUCCAAUCUGAAGCCAUGGACUAAACUAAAAAAAUCAAUCUGUUUCAUGCAACAAAAGUCCUUUUCAAUAGCAUAUCUGUUUUGUUGCUCCCGUUGGUUUAUUUAUCUGCCCUCUACUCCUAAAGCUUGGUUAUGCCACAGAAAUGGAGUUACCCUCCCACGAAGCCACGUUACAAGUCAGUGGAAUAGCAGACCGUGGAAGAAAAGAAGAAUGUAAGGAUGCUGGAAAAGUCAACUGGCACUUGCAGCAGUUGCUUGAGGUCUGAAAAAUCUUCAUAUUGAAAAGGUUCAAGACUUAAAGUGGCGGGCUUCAUACCUCCAGCUAUUCACACAGUGAAACCCCAGACAUGAUGGACUCUCUGAAAAAUAAAAUUCUGUGGAUAUACUGUACUGUAUGAAAUUAAGAAACUUUUUUGCAUGGACACAGAUUUAGCUGAACACUUAAAUUAUUUUCUUGGGGCUGCAACUUGCAAAAAAAGAAAAAAGAAUAAAUCAGCCAUUUUCAACAGUUUAUAUUAUUUUUAAAAAUAAAUUUCACUAGUGCAUGGUUUUAAAGGAAAGAGAAUGCAACAGGGUGAUUCAAAGACACACCACGUUUAUCAUUCUUUAAACCAAUCAUGGUCUGUAUUUUUGCAGACUUAUAUUAAAAAUAAAAAAUAAUUUCUAGCAAAUAUUUAAAAUUCUGUUUAUGUGACAAGAAAUAAGUGUAAUAUAUUAAAUUUAUUUAAAUGUAAAAGGUACAAGCCUUGUAAAGUUCAACAUAAUGUGCAAAUUGUACACUUCUUUUACCACCUCCUUUCUCUAUCUCUCCUUCCAGUCUCCCUUCUUCCUUUUGCUCUUUUUCCCCUCUACCUCCCAGGAUGAUCAGAAUAUUCUAAAAUGGCUACCUUUUGACUUAUUACUCUCUUAUGCCCCAUAUUUGGUUCAGGGUUGCAGAUUGUUCUGCAUUUCUGAAUUAUUUGAGAAAAAUACUGAUUAAGAACUUACUUUUUUUCAAGCAUGUUGAAAAGGAUUUUGCAACAUGGCUUGGGAGUACAUUAAUGUAAUUCAGCAUGUAUUUGAUAAAGAAGAUAUUUGAACUUUUUGCAAUUUAUUGUACAGUGCAUGGUAACUUAUUUUCAUUUUUUUCUCACCUUCAAAUUGAAUUCUACAGCAAAAUACUGGAAUCAUGUGGCCAUUGUACGAUGUCUUCAAUAAAUUUGUUUUCAGCACCAGCAUCUUUCAUUCAAAGACUGAGCUAUCAUUUCUUGAAGGUUUUUGGAAAGAGAAAAAAUUAAGUACCUGGUUGAUUUUUAGGAAAUAAAUUUAAGCACUUUUAUUUGCACUAAACCAAAUUGAUUGCUACGUUUUUGAGAUUACAAAAGCAACACAGGUUACUAAUCCAGACAGUUCUUCUGCUGUAAAGUUCAAUUUUCAUAAAUUACAUUUGCAUUGCAAAAGACAUAAUUAGGUAAUAUCAGUCUGGAAAAUAACAGUCUUUGGUUUGUAAAAUAGCCUUAAAGAAAGCUUAUCAGUACCACUCUGACAGCUAUUUGACACCAUUAUCAGAACCUCACUGCAGUUAAUGCAUCUUCAAAAACCUGGUUUUUGUAGCAUACAGUAACUACCAUUGGGUGGUGCUGCAAGUUCAAGCUUCUCAUUAAAUUAUGUUGUUUAAAGGGAAUGUAACUGGCUAACAUUUAAUAACAAAUAUCCUUUUUUUCUGGGUCUUUGUAUGCCUUUAAUACCUACUUAAGGUUUAUUAUUGAAACCUUGCAAUAAUUUUUGAAGUAUACAUUACAUUUACCUUUAAGGCCACACAGAAUUAUUCUGAUUUUAUUGAAAAAUCUACUGAAGUUUCCCAUUAACAAAUUGUAAAUGCCUCGUAAGAGGGCAAAAGUAAUAACAGUAUCACUUAUAAUGCCUUUUACUUUGUGCAAUAUCAUAGAAAUCGAGAUUGUGUCUUGUCUGCAGAGUUUAUAUAAUGGAUUAUUGUUAAUAGACAGACUGGUAAAAUUAUAUUUAUUGAAAUAAUUUAGACACCUGUCUACCAGCAGCAAAUAAAUACUACUAACAUACAGUCUACAAUAUCCCCUAGGAUAUAAACAAAAAUACAUAACCAUUUUCCUGACACUGUGAGAUGUGCUCACACAUUCUUGUAUGCAUAGUCCUAUAUAAAUUAUUUCAAAUUUUAAAAUCAUGGAGAUGACACAUGGAAGGUUUGUACAUACUUGUUGUUAUGCAGUAUUUAUUUUAAAAAAAUUAAUGUAUUUUUUUUAAUUUUCACACGUCUGCAACUCUACUUAUGGUUUAGUCGUGUAAAUAGCACUAUUCCAGUGAUCACUGCUGUCUUGUACAUAGUACGUUUUAAAAAGCUAAAAGGAAUUACAGUUGGGGAAAAAAAAAAGGGCAGAUUAGGCCUGUCAUGAACACCAACUAAUGUAAAUCAAACUCAUUCUGGUGAUGGUAUUUAACACUUUAAAUAAAACAUUUUCUUUACAGAA
Messenger RNA from Chiroxiphia lanceolata (lance-tailed manakin), 8715 nucleotides. RefSeq names its product regulating synaptic membrane exocytosis 2 (gene RIMS2). Lineage: Eukaryota; Metazoa; Chordata; Aves; Passeriformes; Pipridae. Gene Ontology annotation, molecular function: small GTPase binding; transmembrane transporter binding. Gene Ontology annotation, biological process: intracellular protein transport; calcium ion-regulated exocytosis of neurotransmitter; regulation of synaptic plasticity. Gene Ontology annotation, cellular component: cytoskeleton of presynaptic active zone; presynaptic membrane. The transcript has 37 exons. Bases 827 to 5998 code for a protein of 1723 amino acids. The record is from RefSeq and is a predicted model, not a curated record.